AUGGAAGAUAUUGAGCUUCAAGUGUUGGCGUACGUAAGAGUAAAUCCCAGAGUUAGUAUGCGUCAUGUCAGCUUUGAAAUAUUUAUUUCUCAUAAUGCCGUUCAUAAAAUUUUAAAAAAGCAUAAAUUUCAUCCAUACAGGCCUGAUUUAGUUCAAAACUUACGCCAGGGUGAUGCUGAGCGUAGGAUUAUGUUUAUUUCUUGAUUGGUAACUCAAUUAGAAGACAAUCCUAUUAUUUUAAAUUACAUAUUAUGGACAGAUGAAUCCAAAUUCACCAACAACGGAGUAAUAAAUAAACAAAAUAAUCGUUAUCGGUACACUCAAAAUCCCCAUUGGGUUAUUGAAACAAAUAAUCAAUGUAUUUGGGGAACAAAUAUUUGGUGUGGUUUGAUUGGAAGUAAAUUGUUGGGACCUUAUUUCUACGACGGUACAUUAAAUGGAAGACGGUAUUUAGAAUUUCUAAUGAAUAAGCUACCGAUCAUGCCAGACGACAUUCCUCUUUCAACAAGAAACAAUUUGAUUUUGCAACAAGAUGGCUCCAUGCCCCGGCACAUAAUGCAAUUGUCGUGA
Cinara cedri is the source of this 570-nucleotide messenger RNA. NCBI's taxonomy places the organism in Eukaryota, Metazoa, Arthropoda, Insecta, Hemiptera, Aphididae. The record is from the annotation of a GenBank genome assembly.